AUGUUCCGCCAGGAGCAGCCGCUGGCCGAGGGCAGCUUCGGGCCCAUGGGCUCCCUGCAGCCGGACGCCGCGGCCGCCGGCAACGCGAGCUGGAACGGGACCGAGGCGCCCGGGGGCGGCGGCGCCUGGGCCGCCCCUUACUCCCUGCAGGUGACGCUGACGCUCGUGUGCCUGGCCGGACUGCUCAUGCUGCUCACCGUGUUCGGCAACGUGCUGGUCAUCAUAGCCGUGUUCACCAGCCGCGCGCUCAAGGCGCCCCAGAACCUCUUCCUGGUGUCCCUGGCCUCGGCCGACAUCCUGGUGGCCACGCUCGUCAUCCCCUUCUCGCUGGCCAACGAGGUCAUGGGCUACUGGUACUUCGGCAAGGCGUGGUGCGAGAUCUACCUGGCGCUCGACGUGCUCUUCUGCACCUCGUCCAUCGUGCACCUGUGCGCCAUCAGCCUGGACCGCUACUGGUCCAUCACGCAGGCCAUCGAGUACAACCUGAAGCGCACGCCGCGCCGCAUCAAGGCCAUCAUCGUCACCGUGUGGGUCAUCUCGGCCGUCAUCUCCUUCCCGCCGCUCAUCUCCAUCGAGAAGAAGGGCGGCGGCGGGCAGCAGCGGGACGAGCCGCGCUGCGAGAUCAACGACCAGAAGUGGUACGUCAUCGCGUCCUGCAUCGGCUCCUUCUUCGCGCCCUGCCUCAUCAUGAUCCUGGUCUACGUGCGCAUCUACCAGAUCGCCAAGCGCCGCACCCGCGUGCCGCCCAGCCGCCGCGGCCCCGCGGACAGCGCGCCGCCGCCGCCGCCGGGGGGCGCCGCCGAGCGCAGGCCCAACGGCCUGGGCCCCGAGCGGCGCCUGGGCCCCGGGGGCGCCGACGCCGAGGCCGAGACGCUGCCCGCCCAGCUCAACGGCGCGCCCCCGGGGGAGCCCACGCCCGCGGCGGCCGCCGGGCCCCGCGACACCGACGUGCUGGACCUGGAGGAGAGCUCGUCGUCCGAGCACGGGGAGCGGCCCCGGGGCUCCCGCCGGUCCGAUCGCGGCGGCCGCGCCAAGGGCAAGGCGUCCCGGGGGAGCCCGGCGCGGCCCGGGGACAGCCUGCCGCGGCGCGGGCCGGGCGCGGGGCCCGGGGCGCCGGGGAGCGGCCCCGAGGAGGAGCGGGGAAGCGGGGGCGCCAAGGCGUCGCGCUGGCGCGGGCGGCAGAACCGCGAGAAGCGCUUCACGUUCGUGCUGGCCGUGGUCAUCGGCGUGUUCGUGGUGUGCUGGUUCCCCUUCUUCUUCACCUACACGCUCACGGCCGUCGGCUGCGCCGUGCCGCGCACGCUCUUCAAGUUCUUCUUCUGGUUCGGCUACUGCAACAGCUCGCUCAACCCCGUCAUCUACACCAUCUUCAACCACGACUUCCGCCGCGCCUUCAAGAAGAUCCUCUGCCGCGGGGACAGGAAGCGGAUCGUGUGA
Molecule: messenger RNA, 1437 nt
Organism: Pipistrellus nathusii (Nathusius's pipistrelle)
Lineage: Eukaryota; Metazoa; Chordata; Mammalia; Chiroptera; Vespertilionidae
Source: the annotation of a GenBank genome assembly